UCUGGAACCAGAACCUUGGUAAUGUGACUCUUCUCUCCUGCUGAAGCCAUGCCCACACAAGGGAAAGUGACUUAUCACUGGGCCCAGCACACAGGUCUUUUCCCACAGGGAGCAUUGUGAAACAUCACUGGGCUCAGCCACCAGGUUAUGUGACUCUUCUGCCUGUGCCCUGCUUCCAGAAAAUAUUGUGACAUCCCUCAUACAGCAUCCAGGUGAUGUGACUCUUCUGCUCAUUUUCUACUUACAGGAGACAUGCCCAAAAAAGGGAUUGUGGCAUAUCUCUGAGCCCAGCACCCAAAUGUUGUGACUCUCCUGCCUGAGCUGUGCCUAGAGAAAAUAUUAUAAUAUGUCACUGGACCCUGCAUGCAAGUGAUCCAAUUCUCCAGUCUGGGCCUUGCCCAUAGAGGAGAUUGAGGCAUAUUCCAGGUGAAGGAUUCAGGUCAUGCAAAUGGAGGCGGAUUUUGACAUAUUAUAAAGCCAAUAUAAUACACAGUCUGCAGGUGGAAUUGGGACUCUCAUGCAUGGAUCCAGUUCAUCAUUGAUACUGUGACUCAUGUACUUGGAUGCAACUCACAGGAGGUGUUGACGCUUUUACCUGAAGCUGGGACAUGUGUAGAAUUGUGAAUCUUAGCCCUAGAUCUUCCCACAGGUCAUGCAAAUGGAGGGGGAUUGUUACAUAUCAUAGGGCCAACACAAAAAUAAUGUAAAACUCCUGCCUGAGCCAUGCCCAUAGAAGGCAUUGUGACAUAUCACCAGUCACAGCACUCAGGUGGGAUUUUGACAUAUAACUGCACCCAGCACAUAGGUGAAGCAUCUUGUAUGCUCAUCCUGCCAGAAGUUAUGAGUGUCACCCUCACACAUGGACAGAGACUUCUGGGAUCGUUGACAUUUCGGGAUGUGGCCAUACAAUUCUCUCUGGAGGAGUGGCAAUGCCUGGACACUGCACAGCAGAAUUUAUAUAGGAAUGUGAUGUUAGAGAACUACAGAAACCUGGUCUUCCUGGGUAUUGCUGCCCCUAAGCCAGACCUGAUCAUUUUUCUGGAGCAAGGAAAAGAGCCCUGGAAUAUGAAGAGACAUGAGUUGGUGAAAGAACCGCCAGUUAUAUGUUCUCAUUUUGCUCAAGACCUUUGGCCAGAGCAGGGCAGAGAAGAUUCUUUCCAAAAAGUGAUAUUGAGAAGAUAUGACAAAUGUGGACAUGAGAAUUUACAGUUAAAAAUUGGUUGUACCAAUGUGGAUGAGUGUAAGGUGCACAAAAAAGGUUAUAAUAAGCUUAACCAGAGUUUGACAACUACACAAAGCAAAGUAUUUCAAUGUGGCAAAUAUGCAAACAUCUUUCAUAAAUGUUCAAAUUCAAAAAGACAUAAGAUAAGGCAUACUGGAAAGAAACUUUUGAAAUGUAAAGAAUAUGUCAGAUCAUUUUGCAUGCUUUCACACCUAUCUCAACAUAAAAGAAUUUAUACUAGAGAGAAUUCCUACAAAAGUGAAGAACAUGGCAAAGCCUUUAACUGGUCCUCAGCCCUUACUUAUUAUAAGAGAAUUCAUACUGGAGAGAAACCCUACAAAUGUGAAGAAUGUGGCAAAGCCUUUAGUAAGUUCUCAAUCCUUACUAAGCAUAAGGCAAUUCAUACUGGAGAGAAACAUUACAAAUGUGAAGAAUGUGGCAAAGCCUUCACCUGGUCCUCAAGCCUUAUUGAACAUAAGAGAAGUCAUGCUGGAGAGAAACCCUACAAAUGUGAAGAAUGUGGCAAAGCCUUUAGUAAGGCCUCAACCCUUACUGCACAUAAGACAAUUCAUGCUGGAGAGAAACCCUAUAAAUGUGAAGAAUGUGGCAAAGCUUUCAACCGGUCCUCAAACCUUAUGGAACAUAAGAGAAUUCAUACUGGAGAGAAGCCCUGCAAAUGUGAAGAAUGUGGCAAAGCCUUUGGUAACUUCUCAACCCUUACUAAACAUAAGGUAAUUCAUACUGGAGAGAAACCCUACAAAUGUGAAGAAUGUGACAAAGCCUUCAGCUGGCCCUCAAGCCUUACUGAACACAAGAGAAUUCAUGCUGGAGACAAACCUUACAAAUGUGAAGAAUGUGGCAAAACCUUUAAGUGGUCCUCAACACUUACUAAACAUAAGAUAAUUCAUACUGGAGAGAAACCCUACAAAUGUGAAGAAUGUGGCAAAGCCUUUACUACAUUUUCAAGCCUUACUAAACAUAAAGUAAUUCAUACUGGAGAGAAACACUACAAAUGUGAAGAAUGUGGCAAAGUCUUCAGCUGGUCCUCAAGCCUUACUACACAUAAGGCAAUUCAUGCUGGAGAGAAACUCUACAAAUGUGAAGAAUGUGGCAAAGCCUUUAAGUGGUCCUCAAACCUUAUGGAACAUAAGAGAAUUCAUACUGGAGAGAAACCCUACAAAUGUGAAGAAUGUGGCAAAGCCUUCAGUAAGGUUGCAAACCUUACUAAACAUAAGGUAAUUCAUACUGGAGAGAAACCAUACAAAUGUGAAGAAUGUGGCAAAGCCUUCAUCUGGUCCUCAAGACUUAGUGAACAUAAGAGAAUUCAUACUGGAGAGAAACCCUACAAAUGUGAAGAAUGUGGCAAAGCCUUUAGCUGGGUCUCAGUCCUUAACAAACAUAAGAAAAUUCAUGCUGGAAAGAAAUUCUACAAAUGUGAAGAAUGUGGUAAAAACUUCAACCAAUCCUCACACCUUACUACUCAUAAGAGAAUUCAUACUGGAGGAAAAACCCUACAAAUGUGAAAAAUGUGGCAAAGCUUUCAAUUAGUUCUCAACCCUUACUGAACAUAAGGGUAUUUAUACAGGAGGGAAACCCUACAAAUGUGAAGAAUGUGGCAAAUUUUUUAACUUCCUCAAUCCUUACUAAACAUAAGGUAAUUCAUACUGGAGGGAAUUCCUACAAUUGUGCGGAUGUGGCAAAGCCUUUAAUCAGUCCUUAAGGCUUACUACGUACAAGACAACUCAUACUGGAGAGAAACCAUGCACGUGUGAAGAAUGUGGGAAAGCCUCUAACAGAUCCUCAAUUCUUAACAGACAUAAGCUAAUUCAUACUAGAGAGAAACUGCAAACCUGAAAGAUGUGACAGUGCUUUUGGCAACACCUGAAACUUUUCUGAAUAUAAAAGAAAUCAUACUGGUGAGAAAUCCUAGAAAUGUGAAGAAUGUGACAAAGCCUUUAAAUGGCUGUCACACUUGAUUGUAGGUAAGAUAACUCAUACUGUAGAAAACUACUAGAAUAAACAAUGUGGCAAAACAUUUAACCAAUGCUCAUGCCUAAUUGCAAAGGAAAGCAUUUGCACUAGCCUGGGCAACAGAGGGAGACUGUCUGGGGGAAAAAAUGUGAAUGUCAUUAAUAUCUUCUCACAUCUUAUUCAGCAUCAGAGAGUUCAUACUAAAUAAAAGCAUUAAAAGUGCAAUUGCUGUCAAUAGAUCUUUCAGAAAAUAUAAGCCCUUAAAGUACAGAAGAAUAUUUAUUUUGAGGAAACACAUUAUAAAUAUAAGGAGGGUUGUAGUACCUUUACGUGUAUCACAGGUUUUAUUGUACACAUUUUGUACUACAGGAAAACCCUGAGGUAGUUGUUCCAACUUUGCUCAACAUCAGGGAAUUUAUAUUGAAGAAUAACCCUGCAAAUUUCAUGAAUUUGGAAAAACAUUUUUUCAAAAACUACAGAUUAUAAAACACGAAAGUUUAUACUAAAAUAUAUGUUUGCAGAUGAAGUAAAUAUUAAAAAAUUUUAAUCCAAAAUUAAGUAAAUAUCAGAGAAUUCACAGUAGAAAUAUCUGUCUCAAACUUCAGACAUUAAUCAGAUUGCUGAGUAUAGGAAAAAAUCCAAAACUAAAGUUGGUAAAAAGAAAAAUUAUUUGUAUGUAACUUUAAAAGAAGUAGAUCUUUGAAGAGUCAUAAUUUCAUUUAAAGUAGACUUUUGUCUUGAAAAUACAGAUUUUUUUUGUCAGACACAGUGGCUUACAUCUGUAAGGCCAACACUUUGGGAUGCCGAGGUGGGUAGAUCACCUGAGUUCAAGACCAGCCUGGCCAACUUGGUGAAACCUCAUGUCUACUAAAAAGAAAUAAAAAAAAUUAGCGAAGCAUGGUGGUGCACAUCUGUAGUCCCGGCUACUUGGGAGGCUGAGGCAUGAGAAUCACUUGAACCUGGGAGCCAGAGGUUGCAGUAAGCUGAGAUGUUGCUACUGCAUUGCAGCCUGGGUGACAGAGCAAGACUCUGUCUCAAAAGAAAAAAAAAAAAACAGCUUAUUUGGAAACUGAAUAAUGAUGGAAUUCAACUCUUAAAUUACUUCAUGCUAUUUCUUCAUUUCUGUUGUAUUCACAUGUAAAAAAAAGUGAUCAAUUCUGCAUCAAAGAUUUGGGAGACUAUUAGGCGGUCGUUGUUUAUUACCUUAUGGAUGACGAAGGACAUUGAAAUGUAAGAUGCAUGAUGAAAAUUUAAGUAGAAAGGCUGUUUGUGGUUAACUUACAGAAUUGAGUGAUGUAGGGCAUUCCGAGUAAUAUUCUUUUUUUUUUUUUUGAGAGGGAAUCUCACUCUGUUGCCCAGGCUGGAGUGCAAUGGCAUAAUCUCGGCUCACUAUAAGCUCCUCCUCCCAGGUUCAAGCUAUGCUCCUGUCUCCACCUCCCAAGUAGCUGAGAUUACAGUUGCCCCUGAUCACAUCCAGCUAAUAUUUCUAUUUUAGUAAAACAAGGUUUCACCAUGUUGGCCAGGCUGUUCUUGAACUCUUGACCUCAAGUGAUCUGCCUGCCUUGGCUUCUGAAAGUGCUGUGAUUAUAGGUGUGAACCACUGUGCCCAGCCCUAAGUAAUAUUCUAAUGCGUUAUUAUGAGAGAAAAUCAUUCUUAUAGUUAAAAUUAAAUCAAAAUAAUUAGUAUGUCAUUUUACUAAUUGUACUUUUAUGUGAUAAAACUUUUUUUUAAAGUUUUGGAUUGUGUUAAUUUUUCAAUUCAACAUUUAUAAUGUUAAAUACUGUUAUACAUUCAAUAAAGUGUUAUUAUGCCACUAAUUUUAACCUAUUCCACCUUACUCAAGGGUAUAUUUAAAAGAUGGUUACAAUACACUAUUUGGUAACAUAAUAGACUAACAUCUCUAGUAUUCUUCUUUUUUAGUGGCUUUAAACUACGAAUAAGUUAAAGAAUAUGGUUCCUGUAGGUUAAAUUUUUUUUACAUUUAAAUUUAUUUUUCUUAGUUUUUGUGUUUACAUAAUAUGUGUAUAUAUUUAUGCCAUAUAUGGCAUAUUUUAAUACAGUCAUACAAUAUAUAAUGAUCACAUUGUAAUAAAUAAGGUACCUAUAACCUCUGGCUUUUAUGUUUUGUAUUACAAACAAUUCAGUUCUACAGUCUUAGUUAUUCUAAGUUGUACAGUUAAAUUAUUAUUGGCUACAUGGUUAUUUUUAUGGUCGUCAUAAAUUAUAUACAAACGUAAAUAAAAUCAAUAUAUUUCUGAGUCCUGAAUAAUUUUCAAAAAUUUUUAAUGUAUUUUUUGAACACGUGGCCUCUGCCUGAGAGCACACAAUAGAGUUUUAGUUUUGACUUACAUAGAGUUAAAUAUACACAUCUAUUAGUCUAAAGAUAUAACAGGUUUAAGGAGUAAGGGUGUUUGAAUGUAAGUUUGUAACUGUUUUCAGAAGAAAAGAGCAAUAUUGAAACAAAACAAAGCAUUUUAAUAAGAUGUCUAAUUUACUAGAAAACAAAAAUCCUCAAAAAUGCUAAAAGCAAAUGUAUAUACUCUGCUUUGUAUUCAGUUUAUUACACUAUCUUACAGCUUAUCAUUUAGAAUCUUUCCAUGCAAAUUUUCUUUUUUUACUUGCAUCAUACUCAUGCUAUACCCAUAAUCUUUUUUUUUUUUUGAGACCAAGUUUCGUUCUUGUUGCCCAGGCUCAAGUGCAAUAGCGUGGUCUCGGCUCACUGCAACCUCCGCCUCCUGGGCUCAAGCAAUUCUCCUGCCUCAGCCUCCUGAGUAACUGGGAUUACAGGCAUGUGCCACCACACCCAGCUAAUUUUUGCAUUUUUAGUAGAGAUGGGGUUUCACUAUGUUGGCCAGGCUGGUCUCGAACUCCUGACAUCAGGUGAUCCACCCAUCGCAGCCUCCCAAAGUGCUAGGAUUACAGGCGUGAGCCACCACACCCGGCCUAGACCCACAAUCUUUUUGUUUCUUAUUUUUUUGUUUUAUAGUUUAUGAAAUAUUUAUCUGAGCUGAUUUGAGUUAUAAGAAUAUUUUUUAUAAAAUUUAAUCAUGCACACAAAAUUAUUUUUAGAUAUAAUUCCACAAUUUGUGUAUCGUUACAUUUUAUUUAGUUAAAACAUUCCAUUAGCUUCUAUGGGAGAACCCUAUAUAAGCUAACUUUUCUUAAGUUAUUGUUCCCUUUUUAUAAGUGACAUAAGUAAAUUUUAUUUAUUGAGUCAAUUUGUUUCAGUAAGUACUAGGGAAGCUUCAUAAGUCAUGUGGAUGCUUUUAUAUAUAAAUGUAGCAAACAUGACGGUGCUCAGUGUGUAAUAGAUAUAUAUCACAAUCACACCUGCAGAAAGGUUAAGUGAUAAGAUUUACAAUCCCACACAUGUCCCAGCUCUUUGUAUCAGAGUGAACUCCUCCUGUGAACUGGGUCUCAGUAAGGGUGUCACAAAGUCAAAGGUGGACUGGAUUUGUGCAUGACAGCCGCAAUCACACCUGCAGACUGCAUCUCGGUAGAGGAGUCACAGCCUCCAGGUGUGCUGCCUCCUGGUCUGAGGUCAUCAUCUCAGCUGUGGACCACAUCCACCUAUGAGAGUCACAAUUCCAACUUUUGACUGCUUCUGGUUGUGAGAUUCAGAAUCUCAACAGUGGGCUGUGUCCAUGUAGAAGGUUGACAAUCCUUACUCUGCCUGUGUGCAUAUCAGAGUCACAGUCUCACCUGUGUGCCAGACCCUGUUAUGACCCUCUCAGGACCAAUGGGGGACUUUGUACAAUAUGUAUAGUGUCAUAAUCCUCUGCUACCCUUAUGCAAGCAGGAGACCCAGAACAUUAUGUGCUCCCCUAAACCUAGUUAACAGAGUCAACAUCUCUCCAUUUAGCUGAGUCCAGGUGAAAGAGCCAUCACUGUUUUCUAAGCUGGAUCCAGAAGUGAGUCAUCAUCUCACCUGUGAUCAGUCACAAUCCCAACUGUGAACUGUGUCAGUUUGUGAAAUUUAGGACCUCACCAGUGGGCUCUGUUUAUAUGUGAGGGUGAUGGUACUGUCAGCGGUGUCUGCAAUCUUGCCUGUGUGCUGGGCCCUGUAAUGAAUCUCUAUACCACCAGAGGGAUUUAUACAAUAUGCAUGAGUGUCAUAAUCUUCUGUGACUUUCAUACAGGUAGGAGACCCAGGACCCUAUUAGUUUCCUUAAGCCUAGCUAUAAGAGUCAGCAUCUCUUUUAUUGGUUGGGUCAAGAUAUGAGAGUUCUCACUGUGCCUGUGAGCUAACUCCAUAAACAGGUCAACAUCACACCUGUGGCUGGAUCUACACAUGACAGUCAAAAUUCCAACUGUGGACUAUGUCUGUGUACAAGAUUCAGGACCUCACCAGAGUUCUCUGUCCAUA
This is a messenger RNA of Gorilla gorilla gorilla (western lowland gorilla), 7560 nucleotides long. RefSeq names its product zinc finger protein 728. Gene Ontology annotation, biological process: regulation of transcription by RNA polymerase II. The record is from RefSeq and is a predicted model, not a curated record. The transcript is spliced from 9 exons. Bases 724 to 2745 code for a protein of 673 amino acids. Gene Ontology annotation, molecular function: DNA-binding transcription factor activity, RNA polymerase II-specific; RNA polymerase II cis-regulatory region sequence-specific DNA binding. Lineage: Eukaryota; Metazoa; Chordata; Mammalia; Primates; Hominidae.